This is a messenger RNA of Cinclus cinclus, 3909 nucleotides long. Its product is annotated as tRNA N(3)-methylcytidine methyltransferase METTL2-like. Gene Ontology annotation, molecular function: tRNA (cytidine-N3)-methyltransferase activity. NCBI's taxonomy places the organism in Eukaryota, Metazoa, Chordata, Aves, Passeriformes, Cinclidae. The transcript has 7 exons. The record is from RefSeq and is a predicted model, not a curated record. Bases 984 to 1943 code for a protein of 319 amino acids.
CUAUGUGAUUCCAAGCAUAGGAUGCUAUAAUUAGAUGUUAAUUCCCAGGACAGAAAACUCAUCACACUGAUGAAGUCAUAGUCGCUUGGAUUUGUAGCUUCCCAUGGAAGAAAUAGCUCCCCUAGACUGUACUUGAUAGGAAAUCUUUGAAAGUGUGUGGGAAUAAGUUUGCAGGUAACUCAAAUUUCACUUGAUCAAGGUUUUGUAAGAGCUAUUUCAGCUCCCUGUAAUACUCAUCUUGCUCCUUGAAUGACCCAUUUGAUAUGAAAAUGCUGCUUUCAAAUAAAGUCUGUUCAUCUUUAGCCUGUCCACCUUAGCUCUCCACUUGUACUUUAAUGCAGUGGUCACUGUUGACUCCCUUCUUUUGUUUUAGUUCAUAAAUGUGUGAUGCUCUGACACACACACACACACACACACACACACACACACACACACACAGAAUUAUGGAAAGCAAAGUUAUCUGGACUGGAUCGCAGCAAAGUGUGGAAAACAGGUUCCUGUUACCUGGAGGAUUGCAUAAAUUCUAUCUGAGCUUCCUGCCUGGCCUGGAGAGUUGACUAAUUUUUCUGUUUCUCCACAUGAAAAUAGGAGCAGUGUGUUGGACAGGAGGUUUCAAUACACUUAGGAGUUGUGCUUGAUGCUUAAUGUCACUAGGCUCCAAAUUAUUUGUUCCAGUGAACUGAACAAGUUAGUGUUGGAGAUGGAAGUAAAACCAGAUUUCUUCAUUGCAGUCUCCUUCAAAGAGACUUUCUGUUGCCAGCUUCCUUUAAAUCCUACCAGGAGACAGAGUUUUCUCUCUUUUCCCUUUUAAAGUCCUAACAAAGUGACUGUGAGGACAUAGACUGAGUGUUUAUGUGGGAUUGCAAAUCUCAAUAAAGGUGAUUUUCAGUCAGUAAUCUCACUUACUACAGCAGAUUGGUGCAUAGAUAUCUGCAGUGAUCUCUCACUCUCUGAACUGAGGCCUUCUGAUUUGAUGCUUGGUGAUGUUUUUGCUUGUGUUCACAGAGGAAUAUGAGGUGAAUGCUAAGAAAUACUGGGAUGACUUCUACAAAAUCCACGAAAAUGGCUUCUUCAAGGACAGGCACUGGCUGUUCACUGAAUUUCCUGAGCUGGCACCUAACAGGGACUCAAGCCAAAAUGGAGAUUCUGUGCAUGGAUUUAGUAACACAGAAGAAUCCAACAAUGAAGGGUUGGGAAGCUGUGGAAAUGGCCAUUUCUCUUUGGAAACCAGGACAGAGAGUCAGUUAAACCUGAUAAAAUGCCCACCUGGGGGUCACACAGAGGAGUUGGCUGCACAGAAGGACAGUGAACUGAGUCAGAGUGAUGGGGAUUACCCAGGAUCAGCUGCAUCUUACCGUAUAUUAGAGGUUGGCUGUGGGGCUGGGAAUACAGUCUUCCCAAUUUUACAAACCAACAAUGACCCAGGCCUGUUUGUUUAUUGCUGUGAUUUUUCUACAGCAGCUGUGGAUCUUGUCCAGAACAAUGCAGAAUAUGAUACUUCUCGCUGCUUUGCAUUUGUCCAUGACCUGUGCAAUGACCAAAGCCCUUUCCCAAUGCCAGAGGAGAGUCUUGACAUUGUUAUUCUUAUCUUUGUCCUCUCAGCAAUUCUCCCAGAUAAGAUGCAGUGCAUUGUGACCAGACUGAGUCGCCUUCUGAAACCAGGGGGAAUGAUCUUGUUACGAGAUUACGGUCGUUAUGAUCUCGCCCAACUUCGGUUCAAGAAAGGUCAGUGUCUGUCUGAUAACUUCUAUGUGAGAGGUGAUGGCACUAGAGUCUACUUCUUCACACAAGAUGAAUUAGAUCAUCUGUUCACCACAGCUGGGCUGGAGAAAAUCCAGAAUCUGGUUGAUCGGCGAUUGCAAGUGAACCGUGGGAAACAGAUGACGAUGUAUCGGGUGUGGAUCCAGUGCAAGUACUGCAAACCCACCGCACUUCAGCCAUGAGGCAUGUGGACUUUAGGCUGGAGCCUCUUUGUCUUCUCAUGGUGACAUGUGUUUGAUGCAGUUCUGCACACCCAGAACCUCAGUGCCUUGUACCAUUCUGUCCUAGUUUGAAAGACAGGUAUUUGCUAAGAAAGGCAGAAGCCUCCCUUUGAAAAUGAAAAGUGUGAUCCCUCCUCCCUACAAAUUAUUAUAAUUUUGGAAUUAAGGGAGUUCUCAGGCAAAGGUGUGGGGAUAGGAAUAACAGUUCUUUACUAGUAUAUCUAACAAGACAAACAAGAACAACAACAGCUAUGAAAUUACCCACAAACAGAACAGUAACUCAGUCCCAGUCCCUUUCUGGCCCCAGGCACCUUUUCCCUGAGCUGCAGUUCCCGGUGCUGGGGGCGGGCAGGUCCCGCAGAGCUGCAGGAGGGCUGGGGGUGAUGGCAGAGCUGUCCCAGGGGGAGAGAGAGAGAGAUGGAGAGAGCUCUCCGCUCACGGUGUGGGUCCCAGUGCUCAGCAGAGUGCUGGAUGGUGGCAGGUUACAGCGAGAAGGCAGCAGGGCAGGGUCUGACAGCAGUGAGGAUGGCUCCCGAUGCUGGGAUGGCAGGAACAGGGCUGAGGCGGCGAUCGUCCUUCUCAUCCGAACUUCGUGGGUGAAAUGGGCCGAGCCAGAGCCUUCCGUCUGCUCUUCUGGCUGUUUGAAUCUCAUGGGGGUUCCCUCUUCCCUCCCUUCCCCCUUCACCCUGCCACCAGGACCCAGUCAACAGGUAUCUUAGCAUGACAAUGGGGAAAAUUCCACAGAGGGGAAAAAAGGAAAGAACCAGUCCCCAACUCAUGCCUGACAUUAGUUCAAGUGUGUUUUGCUAAGGACAAAUGCCCUGAGAGUAGAGCAAGCAGUAUUUUAGAAUCACAGAAUAUAUGGAGUUUGGAAGGACCCAUGAAGAUCAAGUCCAACUCCUAGCCCUGCACGGAACACUCCAACAAUCCUAUCCUGUGCCUGAGAGCAUUGUCCAAACACUCACUGAGUUCUGGAAGCCUUGGGGUGACCAUUCCCUGAGGAAUCUGUUCAGUACCAGCCACCCUCUGGGAAGAACCUUUUCCUGAUACCCAGCCUAACUCUCCGUGGACACGGCUCCAGCCAUUUCUUCCAGUCCUGUCCCUGGAGUGAAGAGACUGGUUCCUGCCCUCUGCUGUCCCUCAGGAUGUUGAAGAUCCCAGUGAGGUCUGAUCUCAGUCUUCUCCAGCUGAACAGACCAAGUGCCCUCAGCCACAUCUCAUAUGGCUUCCCCUCAAGGCCCUUCACCAUUCUCAUGGCCCUUCUCUGGAUGGUGUCUAGUGGCAUAAUGUCUUUUUUAUGUUAUGGUGCCUAAAAUUGCCCCCAGCACUUGAGGUGAGGCUGCCCCAAAGCAGAGGAGGACAAUCCCCUGCCUGACCAGGAAGGCUUUACCUGAUGCCCCCAGGACACAGAUGUCCUUUCUGGCUGCCAGGGCACUGUUGACUCAUGUUCAACUUGCCAUGGACCAGGACUCCCAAGUCCUUUCCUGCAGCUGCUCUCCAGCCUCAUUCCCCAGUCCAUCCCCACAUCUAGGGUUGCCCCUUCCCACGAGCAGAAUCCAGCACUUCCCCUUGUUGAACUUCCCACGAUUGGUGAGUGCCCAUUUCUCUGACUUGUGAAGGUCUCUGCAGGCCCUUUCUGCCCCUUCGAGACUCACAGCUCCUCCCAGUUUAGUGCAGACAGCAAACUUAGUAUUCCUUAAAGUCCUGCAUCCAGAUCAUUAAUGCGGAUGUUGAAGGCUUGAGAAGAGGCCUGUAAAUGUCGUGCUACUCGUCUGAGUUUUAAAAAUCAUUUAUGGUUUUAACCUAAGAGAUGGUCAUGAUAUCUUACAGCAGCUGAGCAGAUUGAAUAGCAACUUGCUCAUACUCUGGAUUUCCACAUGAAACAGGAGAGCUCUGACUUUAUCUCUGUCUUGUGUAUUCUUGUAUU